GGAAGAUAAUUUAAAAUAAGCAAGUUGUUUGCCCCUGGUACAUUGUUAUUACUACAUUGUUGUUGUUGUGAAAAAAGUUUUAUCCAUACCUUACUCUAUUACAUAAUGAUUGGUAUUAGUAAUCUUAUUAGUUUGUUUGAUUGUGUUUAGCGAACACUGGAUGGUUAUUUUAAUCCAAACGGGAUCGCAGAGUGUAGCAUUUUUGGAUUCCAGAAACAAAACCAUUCGUCAAGAUAUUAAAAGAUGUGUUCAAACUGCUCUUGAGAGGUACUACCUUGAGAAAAGAAACCGACGGUCAGUAGCAAUAAGUUUCACUGAGUACAGAUGUCCAGAGCAACUAGAUGGCGACCAGUGUGGGUAUUAUAGCAUGAGAUUUAUUAAAUCAUUCAUGACUGAAAAUAAUCCUACACGAAAAUUGGAAACAGAGUUUAAAAGGAGCAUAUCAUCCUCUUACACUAACAAAGAAAUCAAUGAAAUACGUGACGAAUGGGCAAAGUAUGUCAUGCAGAUGAUAGCAGCAGGCAAAUGACUAAUAACAUAGAGUAUGAUGACCCAUGAUCGCUCAUGGACGAUCCCCAUGUGAUCUAAGAAAAUGAUUGAUAGGUUUGACAUCGAUCUUAGUUACUAUUGUCUUGCUUUUUCAGUUUUUAAGAAGUAAUUUCCAGCUAUAUGAUUAAAGUCCCAAGUGACUACUUGGAGACUUAUUUUGUUCUUAGUAUACAUAUUUUUAAAUGUUCAGAAGAUAUUCUACAAAAGAUUGCAAAAUGUAAAAACUUAAUUGGAUUUCCUUCUUUUGUAUUGCAUUACUAAACUUUGAUGGCA
This is a messenger RNA of Cannabis sativa, 822 nucleotides long. RefSeq lists its product as uncharacterized. Gene Ontology annotation, biological process: proteolysis. The transcript is spliced from 3 exons. Gene Ontology annotation, molecular function: cysteine-type peptidase activity. The coding region runs from base 161 to 529 and encodes 122 amino acids. Lineage: Eukaryota; Viridiplantae; Streptophyta; Magnoliopsida; Rosales; Cannabaceae. The record is from RefSeq and is a predicted model, not a curated record.